Molecule: messenger RNA, 3421 nt
Organism: Dreissena polymorpha
Lineage: Eukaryota; Metazoa; Mollusca; Bivalvia; Myida; Dreissenidae
Product: protoporphyrinogen oxidase-like
Exons: 3
Coding region: 76-1521 (481 amino acids)
Biological process (GO): heme biosynthetic process
Cellular component (GO): mitochondrial inner membrane
Molecular function (GO): protoporphyrinogen oxidase activity, oxygen as acceptor
Source: RefSeq, a predicted model, not a curated record
AGUCGUUUGCCUGACUUGUCAGCCGGCACAACAGCAUAUCCGAAAUAUUGUAGCCAAAUAAAAUAAACGAUAAAAAUGCCAACAGCGGUUGUUAUAGGUGGUGGUAUAAGCGGACUGUCAUCUGCAUAUUACUUGAAGAAAAGUGCCAAAUUUUCAAAGAUAAUUAUUCUUGAGGCCUCGAAUCGAGUUGGUGGUUGGAUUAAAACAGUAACGUCUGAAGGUGGAGCCAAAAUGGAGCUGGGUCCCAGGAGUCUGAGAGCCACUGGCAUACCAGCUGGCUUCAACAGCCUCUGUUUAAUUGAAGAUCUUGGUCUGUCUAAGGAUGUGAUUCACGUAUCUAGGCAUGAACCGGCAGCGCAGAAUCGAUUUAUUUAUGCAAAAGGAGCAUUACACAAGCUUCCAAAUAAGUUUUCAGCUUUCUUCAAGAAGCAGGCACCGUUUUCAGCACCUCUGUUUCUGCACUCGUUUCGAGAUAUUUUAACAAAGCCGUCAGAACUCGAGGAUGAAUCAGUGUACGACUUUGUCACUCGGAGGUUUCAUGCCGAGCUUGCAGAGUUUGCGGUCGAUCCUUUGUGCAGAGGCAUAUUUGCUGGCGACUGUAGAAAACUUAGCUUGCACUCGUGUUUUCCGUUAUUAAGAGAGGCGGAAAAAGUUGGUGGAGGGCCUGUCAUUAAAGGGUUGCUUAAGAUUAGUAGACGCCCAAUUCCACCUAGGAGACAAUCCACCUUGUUUGAUACCAUGAGAAAGGAGACCUGGUCAGCGUUUUCGUUCCGCCAAGGGCUUCAAACCUUACCAGAAACUUUGAGAGAUUCUCUUACAUCUUCGCAAGGGGUUGAAUUAGUCCUUGACACACCUUGCUCUGAAGUGAUGUUUGAUGAUGGCAAAGCAAAGAUUGUUAUAAAUGGGGAAACUUUGGAUGCUGACCAUGUAGUGUCCAGUAUUUUCGCUCCAGAUUUUGCAAGUCUCUUGAAUCAAGAACAGCAGAAUUUGAAGGAGAAUUUGAGUAAAAUUUCUGCAGUGAAUGCUGUGGUGGUUUGUGUUGAGUUUGAUGGACAAGUUGUACCUCCCACACCGGGGUUUGGACAUCUGUUGCCCUCAAGCGAGGACAAGGCGGUGCUUGGGGUUAUAUACGACUCCUGUACAUUUCCCACCCAUGAUCGGACUGACAGGCCUGGGAGCAGGUACACAAUAAUGCUUGGAGGGGCUUGGUUCGAUGAUCUCAAAGCAGUUGUUCCAUCAAUGACGGACGGAGCGCUCGGCCAAUACGCUGUCAAAGCGUUACAAAAACACCUCGGCUUUACACAAACACCAACAAAAAUCAAAGUAGAAGUAAUGAAAAACUGCAUCCCCCAGUAUUUUAUCGGUCACGAAAACAUACUAGAGGACGUUUUUGCAGAAAUUCGAGCUGAGAGACUUCCGUUAAGUCUGGUUGGUUCGUCAUAUCGAGGUCCAUCGAUUCAUGACUGUAUGAAUAACGCAAGAGUGGAAAUUGAACGUGUCACUGGGGCCUCAUUAUUGUGAAACUAUGCAUGAUAUUAUUUUAAUGUCCCACACCACUAUUUAUGUUUCCUACCACUAUAGUGGGGGACAUAUUGCUUUUGCCCUGUCUGUUGGUUUGUUGCUUUGUUUGUUUGUGCAAACUUUAACAUUUGCCAUAACUUUUGCAAUAUUGAAGAUAGCAACUUCAUAUUUGGUGUGCAUGUGUAUCUCAUGGAGCUGCACAUUUAGAGUGGUGAAAGGUCAAGGUCAUCUUUCAAGGUCAAAUAUAUGGGUCAAAAUCGCUCAUUUAAUAUACACUUUUGCAAUAUUGAAGAUAGCAACUUGAUAUUUGGCAUGCAUGUGUAUCUCAUGGAGCUGCACAUUUUUAGUGGUGAAAGGUCAAGGUUAUCCUUCAAGGUCAAGGGUCAAAUAUAUGGCUUCAAAGUGGUGCAGUAGGGGACAUUGUGUUUCUCACAAACACAUCUCUUGUUUAUUGUGAAAUGCCAUUGUUGUGUUAGAUGAUAGUUUUGGUUUUGGAAUUGGUUGUCUGAGAUUUGAAAUGUUAUAAUUUAUUACCUGUAGAGCUACAUUAAUACAGUAGGAAAUAGUGUAGAUGUUGUUGCACUUGUAUUUUUAUGCACUUGUUUUUUAAAUAUUUGUAUAAUAUUCUGUAGGGUUUAGGAUAAUGUAAGAGGUUUUUGUAUUACAAAUAAUGACCUUUUAUUAUACCUCUGCUGGAAAAAAAUACUUUCACAUUUUUCUACUUCAAAUACCUCAUCGUACGUGAAGAUAUGCAAGAAGUUUUCAUGACCAGUAAUCAUUAGUAGUGUGUCUUCUCUGAGCCAUUUUUUUGCCAGUUGAUAUACAUUUUUGUAACUUUUUGGAGUUAUAUUCUGACUGAUUUCUUAAGCAAUUCUAUUGAAACUUAAAACAUGUUAUGGUCAUGAAGUAUAGAUAAAAAGACGCUUUUUUCAUGAUCGACGCGCACUCUGUUCAUGUUUUAUGCUGUUUGGUGCUAUUCUGUUCAGGUUUUAUGCUGUUUGCUGCUGAUCAGUAUUAAACGUUUGGAAAUUAAGCAUUUAAUACUUGAAUCUAGUAAGAUUAUUAAACAAAUAGGUCUUUGAUUUUAAAUAUUUUAGGGGACUACACAUGCGUCAAAAUACAUAUCUAAGUGGUAAAGGGUUAAACUUAUUGAAUGUUAUAAGAUAAUAAUUAAAUGUUCUAAGUUUGUGCAGGGAUUCUUCAUUUCUCAAGCAAUUAAAUAGAAGCUUCAAAUAUGUCAUUACAUUUACUAUAGUUGUGCAAGACACUUUAAAUCCAUUUAUGCCUAGCGUCUAGAAAAAAGGCCUUGGCAAACAGCGUAGACACAGAUGAGACGCAUGAUGCGGCGUCUCAUCUGGGUCUGCGCUGUUUGCUUAAAGGAAUUUCUGUAAGAAAUAUUCUAAAUAUAGAAAUAAAUAUACUAGACAUCCCUAAUUUUGGAAAUAAAUUGAUCCAAUUUAGAAGGAUGGGAGAGUCCACUAGGCAUAAAUGGGUUAAAUCCCAAAUGCCCAACACUGAGUUAUUUGCUCUUGGCUGGCAAAGCAUUGCAUGGAUAUUAGUUACUUUUGUGACAAAGCUUAAGUUUUUAUUAGCAAGCAGGUUCAAUCUAUAUUGCAGUCCUUUGAUUUUAUUCUAUUAAAUUAUAAAACAAGAAAUGUCUUAUAGAGAUAUAUGGCUUUGAUUGUGGUUGGUGUUGAUGAAAAAUCAAAAGUUACAUACAUGAGACAAAGAUAGAAAAUGCUUUUUUCUGCGUGGUUCUUAGCUGCAUCACAUGCAAAUCAAUUACAGGGUGUUGUGCCAGAUUUCAAGGCUUAUUACGCUUUAUUAAAUAUUAUUGAUCAUAUAUGUAAUUGAUACAGAAUAUAAAAACACAAAAAUAAUGGAAUAACAUAAAAACAUA